AAACAACGCGAGUCUACACUUUAAAGCACAGGUUCCAUACAACAAACUGUUAGUUGGAUUGGAGCUGCACUGGAUUCCGCCACCCGUACCAUAUUCACUUCUUCACUGGUCUUUCGCGUUCUGCUGAAAUCCCGAAGCAGUUUCUCAACACAACUGGGUGUAGCUCAUUUGCUGAAGAAUUUUCCAUCAAUUCCGUGCAAGUUGCGAGUCAUCAAAAAUUGAAAGGCUACUGCAUCGAAAAAUUGAGAUUUCAGAAAGCUCAAGUGAGAAGAAGAAAAGAUGCCGAGGGCUUUUCUUCUGAAAAGGAGUAAGAAAAUCAAAGAUGAAGAACAUAAAGGCUGCGCUGCUGAGAUUGAACCGCAACAAAGAUCAGCAGAAAACCAUCAAGCGGAAGUGGCAAAGAAAAACAAGAAAAUUCAAGCUGAUGAUUCCAUCACAAAGCAAGAAAAAGUCAAUCCCUUUUUAAGCUUUCUUCCCAAAAAUGCAAGCCAUGAAAUGUCACCAGAGGAUAAAGAAUUCCAUAAUUCCUACCAAAGUGCCAUUUUAAGUCGCUCCCCAUUUUUGUCUCCUUCGCAUUUUUUCCUGCCAAUCCCUCUGAGACACUCUCCUCUACUGGAAAGCAAAGCUAAAGCCAUGAUGCUUAAGAAUUUCCAUGAAAGGUAUUUUUACCCACGAACGACUCCAUUCAGAGCCCUGGAGACAGUAAACAACAACAGCUCACUGGCUAAAUACACACAACUCUCUGACAGAUUGAAAAGGCCUAUAAAAACCCAUAUUGAAGAUGCCUAUCAUAGCCAGCCACCCCUAUCACCAGAUGACAGAUGCAUGCCGCGCAUUUACCCGUGUAAAGUCUGCGGGAAAUCUUUUAAACGCUCAUCAACUCUCUCAACGCAUAUGAUGAUCCAUGCGAACAUUCGCCCUUUUGCAUGCAACUUCUGUGGUAAACGUUUUCACCAAAAGUCAGACAUGCGAAAGCAUACCUACGUUCACACAGGCGAAAAGCCGCAUCAAUGUGGAUUCUGUGGCAAAUCGUUCAGCCAGUCAUCCAAUCUGAUUACUCACUCGCGUAAGCACAAGGGUUUUAAACCAUUCUCAUGUGAGCGCUGUGGCAUGUCAUUCCAACACAAGGUUGAGUUGAGAAAACAUACAUACACCCAUGUCUCACCAAAUGACAAAGCUGAGCAGGAAGACAGCCAACCAAAAGCUCUAUAAAACUUUUUUAAAGAGAAACAUGCAAUAAUGUCAUCAUACACAAACUGUGAAGUAGACAUGGUUCUAUUGUAACAAUUAGGUUGUACAGGGACAGGAUUAGGUCUUGACAACGGCACUAGAGCUUCAGAGGCUUAUUGUGAGAGCGUCAGUAGAGAUAUAUAUAUGAAUAGCGUGUAGUUAAACUAAGUCGAGAACAGUGACAAAUAUGUCUGCUUUCUUAAGAGGAAAUCAUUCUCAAAAUAAGUAGCCAUAAUAAUAAGGAAGGUUUUUAAAUCUAUAUUUGGUAUUGUUAUACGCUGCACCUAACUCGAAAGGAGUCUGUUCCAUUAGGAGGUCAAUAUAGUCUGAUAAAACAACCUCUUCAAUUAAUAAUAAAGGUUUCAAAAGGUUUUUCAGUUAGUGAAAAUCCAAAGAAAAAUGCUCGGACCCUUUGCAGGCAGCAUGUAGUGGAUUACUAGAAAGGGCCUAAACCAACAAUCUAACAAUUCAUUGCUUUAAUCGGCUUAUGAGGUUCUUAUAUAAAUUUGUAAGUGUCUUAAAUCCUGUCAAUUUAUGUAAAGUGUCGUAAUACUUUUAAACUAUAAAACUAACCCAGUAAACUGGACAAUCAGUAAGCAGGAUCAUGCGACAUACAAAAUUAAGAGUUCGCUAUUGAUAAAACAACUGCGGAGGAACAUCGAGGACCCCAAGGUUUGUUACCUGAAAUCAUUACCUAAUCAAACAUUGCUGCUAUCUCUCUAUCUCCAGCAAAAUUUCAUUUGCUUCUUAUAAUUCACAUUGAAAACAAAACACAAUGUUAAUGCCUAUACCGCUUACACCCGAGCACUGUAUAUUGUAAUUUUUAGACAUCGAUGAUAGUUUUAUAGUGAUUUUGAAAAAAAGUUUAUUUAAAUAUCAUUAUCAAUGCAGAAAUUCA
Messenger RNA from Rhopilema esculentum, 2128 nucleotides. RefSeq lists its product as uncharacterized. The record is from RefSeq and is a predicted model, not a curated record. Gene Ontology annotation, biological process: regulation of transcription by RNA polymerase II. Lineage: Eukaryota; Metazoa; Cnidaria; Scyphozoa; Rhizostomeae; Rhizostomatidae. Gene Ontology annotation, molecular function: RNA polymerase II cis-regulatory region sequence-specific DNA binding; DNA-binding transcription factor activity, RNA polymerase II-specific.